Messenger RNA from Candidozyma auris, 1839 nucleotides. Its product is annotated as Rpd3L histone deacetylase complex subunit DEP1. The transcript has a single exon. The record is from RefSeq and is a predicted model, not a curated record. Gene Ontology annotation, molecular function: histone deacetylase binding. Gene Ontology annotation, cellular component: Sin3-type complex. Bases 1 to 1839 code for a protein of 612 amino acids. Lineage: Eukaryota; Fungi; Ascomycota; Pichiomycetes; Serinales; Metschnikowiaceae. Gene Ontology annotation, biological process: negative regulation of transcription by RNA polymerase II.
AUGCCUGAUUUGGACCUUGACGGAUCCCGUUCGCCAAGCUCCCCAAGACCAGACGCAUCCAAACCAGACUUGACCCACCGCAACAGCCACGGCAGUAACUCCCACCAUCGCCAUCUGGUGCUGCCCCACAGACUGCCCCAGCACACCAAGGACCUGCCCUUGACCGACAUUGGCACGUCCCCUCCAGCGUUUGAAAUCAACUCCAUCACCCACAAGGACUCCAGAGACUCGCUUGAAAGCUCGGAGCUCAGCGACUUGGGAGACGACGGAAGUGAGGCCGAAACGGACAAAAUGGAUUUCUUGGACGACGAUAGUGCCUCUGCCAGAGACAAGGUGACCGAUUUGCGUGCCUUGUCUGAGCUUACAGAGAUGGCUCGGUUGCAAGAGGUGGAUUCCGACGAUUCGGAUGACAAUUUCCCAAAAGAAUUAAGUCACGAAGACGCCCUUCAGCUCAAUGGCAAGCAUGAGGGAGAUCACGAUGAGGAGCUCGAGAGACCUGCAAAGCAGCGCAGGCUACUGAAGCUGAAAAGGACUUCAGGAAAGGCUAAAAAAGAAGAAGAUGCUGAGUCUGGCACUCAGGAAUCUCCUUCUGCCUCGUCUCCAACCGCCGCAACCACCACUGCCACCGACGCAGUGGAGAUGGAAACUGCUGAGCUCACACUGCACGACACCAAGCUGGUUAUUGACGACGAGAACGUUCUGGCUGAGGAAGGGGACAAUGAGGAUGCUGAGGAGGAUGACCAAGUUGGCGCUGAGCGCGAGGACGUUGCAAAUGGAGAAGUGGAAGCAGGCGCUGAUAUUAAAGAUGAGGAGGAGGCCGAGGAGCCUAAAGAAGAGGGUGGAGAUCCUGCUAAUGGCUCGGUCAAUGAAGAGCUGGCAAAAGAGGAGGACCUCGCUGAAAAUGGCUCGCCUGCUGACGAGGAAGGCGAGGCUGGGGCCGAGGUUGAAGCUGAUGUAGAAGAUGAGAAGCCAGAGGAAGGCGAGCAAGAAGAAGAAGAAGCUGACGCUGACGCAGCGGCAAAGAUCGAGGCAGAGAAGAUUGACGAAGCGAGUGUGAAAGAGCAUCAGAUCGCUGAGGAGAACGACGUUGACAUGGAUGAACACCGCAAGUUGGCUGUGGACGAGCUCAUAGCAAUUGAGGCUGACUUCGCUCAUCUUCGGGACAAGCUCUACCAGGAUAAGCUCAGCUUACUAGAACAUGAGCUCCAGCUUUGCUUGGACGGUCUGCACCCUGAACUUCUACAAAUCUACCUUAAGGUGAACGAGUUCUACCAAGACAACAUUCGCCUUGCUAAUGCCACCCUCAAUUACAGUCUCAAAUGCAUCAACACAGAAACUAUUGCUACACGUACGGCCAUCCACCAGGAUUUUAUGAAGAACGUUAUGGACAUGAAGAACGAUAUGAUCACGGAAACCACCCUGUUGUGGUACAAGAUCAACAAGGAACGCAACAGUCUAGAUCAGUUGGUACCCGACUUCAAUUUUGCAGCCAUCCCUACCAUACCGUCCAUCGAAGGUGAGCCCGUUGGUUACAACCAACAGCCCAUUGCUGCAGGCGGGUCUAGCAUGGAAUACUACAUGGACGGCCCUGCCCUCAGCAAAAAGGCCAUGAAGCAAAAUAUUCUCUAUGAGCUCGUGCAACAGCGAAACAGUCUCAAUAAAGAGCUUGGCAUCUUGAAUGGCCUCAAGGAGUUCCAUGGGUUCCCCUGUGCGAUCUCCACUGCGCUACAUAAAGAUGACUCGAGCAAUGUCGCUGUGGAUGAGCUUAUACUACAAAAGGCCACCAAUGACGAAGUCGAGGAAGAUUUUCGUGCCAUGGGGAUCUCUAUCAACGGCUAG